Acanthoscelides obtectus is the source of this 219-nucleotide messenger RNA. Lineage: Eukaryota; Metazoa; Arthropoda; Insecta; Coleoptera; Chrysomelidae. The record is from the annotation of a GenBank genome assembly.
AUGAAAUCGGACAUCCAAACUACCGAGCGACGAUUGGCGCUGGAGAUGGAUAAGAGCAAAAAACUGCGAGAUCUUCAUCAAGACGAGGAACUUCUAAAACAGUUAGACGAGGACACAAAACGCAUGCGUGAACAGAAAAAUAUUAGGAAAAGGCAAAUGGACGAUGCGAUGAAAAGGGUUGACAAGUUAAAAGAAAUAGCACAACGGAAGAGGGGGUAA